Colius striatus (speckled mousebird) is the source of this 1311-nucleotide messenger RNA. It is a transcript of the gene TRIM63, whose product is annotated as tripartite motif containing 63. The record is from RefSeq and is a predicted model, not a curated record. Gene Ontology annotation, molecular function: zinc ion binding. Lineage: Eukaryota; Metazoa; Chordata; Aves; Coliiformes; Coliidae. The transcript is spliced from 9 exons. The coding region runs from base 1 to 1311 and encodes 436 amino acids.
AUGGAUUUCCAAGCUGGCAUCCUUCAGGAUGGAAGCCCCAUGGAGAACCUGGAGAAGCAGCUCAUCUGCCCUAUCUGCCUGGAGAUGUUCAGCAAGCCGGUGGUGAUCCUGCCAUGCCAGCACAACCUCUGCCGCAAGUGUGCUAACGAUGUCUUCCAGGCUGCCAACCCAUACUGGCAGAGCCGGGGCAGCAUGAUUUCAGGAGGCCGGUUCCGGUGCCCGUCGUGCCGCCAUGAGGUGCUGCUGGACCGUCAUGGUGUCUACGGGCUGCAGAGGAACCUGCUGGUGGAGAACAUCAUUGACAUCUAUAAGCAGGAGUGCUCCAGCAGGCCGCUGAAGAAGGGGGAGCACCCCAUGUGCAAGGAGCACGAGGAUGAGAGGAUCAACAUCUACUGUGUCACCUGUGAGGUCCCCACCUGCUCCAUGUGCAAAGUCUUUGGUGCCCACAAGGACUGCGAGGUUGCCCCCCUACAAACCGUCUUCCAGGGACAGAAGACUGAGCUGAACAACUGCAUCUCCAUGCUGAUGGCAGGGAAUGACCGGAUCCAGACAAUCAUCUCCCAGCUGGAGGACUCGUGCCGAAGCACCGAGGAGAACAGUGAGGCAGCUAAGCAGGAGCUAUGUGCUCGCUUUGACACCGUGGCAGAGCUGCUGGAGGAGAAGAAGUCUGAGCUGCUAGAGCGCAUCACCCGUGAGCAGAAUGAUAAGAUGGGCUUUGUCCGGGGCCUCAUCUGCCAGUACAAAGAGCAGCUGGAGAAAUCAAGCCAGCUGGUGGAGACAGCCAUCCAGGCCAUGGAGGAGACUGGGGGGGCCACCUUCCUCAUGAGUGCCAAGCAGCUCAUUAAAACAAUCGUGGAGGCCUCCAAGGGCAGCAGGCUGGAGAAAAUUGAGCAUGGCUACGAGAAUAUGGACACCUUCUCAGUGAGCCUGGACCAUCUCGCUGAGGCAGUCCGCACCUUGGACUUUGACCCUGCUGAGGAAGACGAGGAGUACUUUGAUGGGGAGGAAGAAGAAGUGGAGGAAAACACAGUGCCUGAGAAGACGUUGAUGGCCGCCCGGGUGCCGGUGAGCAGGCUCACCCUGGGGCAGGCGGCUGCCGGCACUUUGCGGCCGGCCUGGUCCUCCCUCCCCCGGGCGGUUUUGCACACGAGUCCCCGUCGCUUCACACGAGCCGAGGCCACCGGCUGCCACCAGCGCCGGCCACGCACCGGAGUCACCCGACCGGGUCAUCCGUCCGGCCUCCCACCACAGAGAACGAUGGCAGCCGGCGAGGAGAAGCAGCGGCUGCUGAGCAAGGGCGCAGGCGGGUAG